Molecule: messenger RNA, 1320 nt
Organism: Cucurbita maxima (winter squash)
Lineage: Eukaryota; Viridiplantae; Streptophyta; Magnoliopsida; Cucurbitales; Cucurbitaceae
Product: EPIDERMAL PATTERNING FACTOR-like protein 3
Exons: 2
Coding region: 892-1290 (132 amino acids)
Biological process (GO): stomatal complex development; guard cell differentiation
Source: RefSeq, a predicted model, not a curated record
AAACAUCUUCAUGGGUUUGUGAUGGAAUGGAUGAUUGUUUUAUCCUGGGGUCGAGACUCUAAAGCUGGUUCCUGGGGUUUCCCUUUGCAGAGCCGCUGAUGGGAAAUCGCCAAGAUGGAAUAAUCAACCGCUCAAAUCUCGCAGAUAUCAAUAAGAAAUCCCUAGGCGAUAUUGGACAGCAGAGGAGCCAUCUCCAAAACGUACCAUCUCUGCAUUUGAUGCUUAAACUGCCUUCUCUGCUUACCCAUUUUCAUCCUUUUCUUUUCGCAAUAUGCUUUCUUUGUCCUUCCUUUUCUAAUCAAUGCCCCCCAUGUGUGUUAGCCUAAGGCUUGCUUCCCAUCUCAAUUCUCCAAAUACACUCAAAUUCAAUAUUGGGUAUGUAGACAUAGAAACCACUAGUUAGUGCCUGCAAUGUGUUUGAUUAUUUGCUCAUGUGAAAGUUUUGGCCUAAUGCUUCGAACUCUGACAUAAUUCAUAACACUUGUUCAAAUAGAACCAAAUAAGCGAUUAAACUUUCAUGUGGGAUGUUAAUAUUUGGUAUCUUGAUUCCUUAAAAGGAAGACUGUAGUGAUUUCCAUCUUGAUUAUAACCCAAAUGGAUGGCUGAGAUUGAAUUUGGAGCUGCAUUCUUACUACUCUGUAAAAGAUCGACCCCAUUUCUAUUACCUUAUUUAAUUGAUGCAAUUUUUUUCCUUCUCCUCCAUAAAUAGCCCCUCUGUCAAUGGAUCUUCUCUUCUUUAAAUAGGAAUGAAACUGGCAGCGGUGAAAUAAAGCCCCUGCAGUCAAGGUAGCUGGUGUUUUUAUUGCUCUUCUUCUCCAUAUUUACACUGCUUCUGGGAAAUGUGAACCUGCUUGAUACCCUCAAUUUAUCUGUCUGGGUUUUGAAGAAGACAUGAAAGGAACAUAUUAUUGUUUUAUGUUCAUUCUGCAUUUAGCUUGUUGGGUUUCUGCUAAAACCACCGCUCUUGCACCAAAUCAUCCUCUCCUUCCUCAUAAACAACAACGUCUGUUGCCGGCUCUUGUCUCAGCCUCUUCUAAUUCAAAACAGGGUGUUGGAGGUGUAAAUGAAGAAGAAAUGUUGUAUAGAGGGAUGAGAGGAAUGGGUUCAGGGCGGCCGAGGUGUGAGCACAAAUGCUAUGGAUGCAGUCCGUGUGAAGCCAUUGAAGUGCCUACCAACAACAACAACAGCAAGAACAACAACAAGAGGCGCACCCACGUGGGGGUCCAAUACACCAACUAUGAGCCCGAGGGAUGGAAAUGCAAGUGUGGCCAUUCCUUUUACACCCCUUGAUUCUAACUUACUUGCUUUUCAAUUAUUGCU